Carcharodon carcharias (great white shark) is the source of this 1371-nucleotide messenger RNA. Its product is annotated as tetratricopeptide repeat protein 24. NCBI's taxonomy places the organism in Eukaryota, Metazoa, Chordata, Chondrichthyes, Lamniformes, Lamnidae. Gene Ontology annotation, molecular function: protein binding. Bases 1 to 1371 code for a protein of 456 amino acids. The record is from RefSeq and is a predicted model, not a curated record. The transcript is spliced from 5 exons.
AUGUCCUCCGAAGUGGCAGGAACAACUGAGCCUCCGACUUCCAGCCCGGCCCAGCCUGGGGAUAAGAAGAAGAGUUCGGGGAGGAAGAAACGCCAGAACGAUGGAGCGGAGGUGGCAGAAGGCGAGCGGGACUCCCCGGAAGCCCAGGCCGAGAUCGAGCGCCUGACCAGAGCUGGGAGCCAGGCCCUGGCUCAGGAGCUCUCCGAGGAGGCGCUGGCCUCUUUCAAGAAGGCCUUCCUGGUCUCGUUGGACCUGAGGGAGCAGCGGGUGCGGAGGGCCUGCGCCUUCAACCUGGGCGCGGCCUACGUGGCCUCGGGUAGGCCCGAGAAAGGCCUGGACUUCCUGCUCCGCUCGCAGCCCGCCCGGGGCGGCGAGAGGCAGGGCGACCUGCACUUCAACCUGGGGGUGGCCCGCGAGGGGAUGGGCGACUUGCCGGGCGCCAUCGAGCACUACCAGCAGGCCUUGGGCCACUACCAGGGCCAGCGGGCCCAGGGCGAGGCGGACACCCGCAUGAAGCUGGCCGGCUGUCAGGCCCGGGCGGGGGACCCAGCCCAGGCCGGCUGCUGCUACCAGAGGGCGGGCCAAGCCUACCGGCAGGCCGGGAGCCCGGACCUUGCCGCCGUCGCCCUCAACGAGGCCGCCUGCCACAUGCUGCAGUGCCGGCGGUUCACCGCCGGGGAAAUCACCGAGGUGUUAAACGAGUGCCGCACCGUCUGCCGCCACAUCCAGAACAAGGGCCUGCUCGGGAAGCUCUACAACGACAUCGGACUCAGCUACUCGCAGCUGAGGAUCUUCCCUCAGGCAGCUGAGUGUUUCGAAAUGGCCCUCCCCUACUGCCAGCGGGACAAGUCGGAGCAGCAGAAGGAGGCCGUGGUCCUCCAGAAUCUGGGCGCCGUCUACAACACCACGGGUGACUACAGCAGAGCCCUGGGCUUCCACCAGAGCGCAGCGGCCUUACACGGGUCGAUUGGAAGCCGGAAUGCACAGGGCCAGUGCUUCUGCAAUUUGGCCUACGCCUUUAGUCAGCUGGGAGACCACGAAGACACGGCAGAGAACUACCUGCAUGCGCUUCAAGCUUUCAAAGAUACCGGAGAUUUUCAUGGACAGUGGCAGGCCUGUGAAGGCCUCGGAGCCACCAGGUUCCGUCUGGGAGACCCCGCAAAGGCCAUCCUUUACUACAAGCAGGCCCUCGCCGCUCUUGUCAAGUCGCAGGAACCCACUGGCUCAGCACAGGAAAGGAUUGUGAAUAAACUGGCAGAUGCCAUUCAGUACAAACUGUCUCUGAACAGCGCAUUGCGUCAUGCUGGGGGCAUCCCUCCAGCCAUGCCUUUGGUAAGUGUUUUACACACAUUUAAACAGCUGUCCAUCUGA